UCGUUUAUUAAAACAUAUGGUCUUAUACCAUCUGGCAAGAAGGUACGUGUUCUAGCUUUAGAGAUCAUAACAAAUACUCUCAGAUUUAAUCUCGAUCGAGACACAUUCUGCAUACAUGCACAAAUUCUGGGGAAGCAUUUCUAACUUGUAUUAUUAAAUUUCUCGAUUCGAACAUUCAAGGACGCGAUACUGAAAGUCUGGUUUCAACAAAAAAAAAAAAAGACGAGAGAAACAUGAAUGACGACAACUAUGGAAGCAACUUGAACUCGGUAUUAAUCGUUGGAAAUUCCUGCUUCGGUUGUUGAUGGCUAUUUGGAUAACUGCUAGGACAAUGUUUGUAGCACUUCCGCUUCGCAAGACAAAAAGUAUAAGCUCCGUUUUUGCAAGUGUCUUUCAUGCAAAUGUUAACACAGUUUUCGUCAUCUCCCGAAACCAGUUGAUUCGUCGAGCUCGAAAUCGCUAGCAAUAUCAUCACCGCUACUCCUAUCACUGUCUUCAUUCUUCUUCAACAAACACCUCUACUACUAAUUGAUCUUGAUAUCUUCUUGCACUAGAGGUAGAGGGUGUUUGAUGCUUCUUCCGCCACAGCUCUUCUCUUCUCUUUAUUAGAAAACCCUAGUUCAUAACUGGAAGAAAACAAAGAUGGGUGCAAUAAGUUUGACUGAAAAGAGUAUCCUGAAGAGUAAUUGCAACGGAAAAAGGACAAGAAGGCAGUAUCCUCUAUUAAUUACAAAAUUAAAUGAUUCAAUCUUUUUGGUCAAAACUGCCCACUUCUGUAUAUCUUUAAAAGAAGGAAUGGAGUCUCCCCACUUCUUCAUAAAGAACUCUCAAAUCAGCAACAUACAUAUUAUAUUACACCCUAAAAAAGAUUUCACAACUUCUCCAGAGAAUGAAGACGAAGAUGAUCGGAGUGAUCGUAAUGUUGGUCGUUUUGGGUUCAACGACGAAUCAAGCAGCAGUAUUGGCUGAUUACGAAUCGUGUUUCAAGAAGUGCGUCGGCAGCUGCCCUUUCAGCAACCCGAAAUUGUGCAACACGUACUGUUCCAUAAGGUGCCAGAGUAGUACUGAACUACCACUACAGAAGCCGAAAAAUCUGGCAACGACGAACGGCGAUUCUGAUUCGACUCCGUAGUCGUGCGCGACUACUACUAAUUCUAAGUUCGAUGUGUAUGUCCUCGCAACAAAAAAAAAUGAUGUGUGCGCGCGGUGUAAUUGAAACAAUCAAUGUAGUUGGCGAGUCUCUCUUUUGAUGGUGUUUUGCAACUCGUUUAUCCAUAUGAAUGAAUGAUGGCAUGAUGGUAAAAUUGUGUUUUUGACGAAAUUUUGCGUGAUCAAUCCACUCUAUAACUUCAAGAAAACAGAAAACGAUGUUACUCGGUUCAUUGGAGAGAAAUCGAAAAAAUAAUGAUGGUGAUGAUUGGAUACAUGACAAUGCCAGUGAUUUUGGGUUCGCGAUGCCAAAUGACCACUCGAGUAGUGGUGUUUGCGCCUUUGCAGAUUAUGCUUCGUCUUUCAAACAGUGCAAUCUCUCUUACCGUCUGGGUGAUGUGAAGUUGUGUAAUCAAUACCGCAACAGAAAAAAAAAAAGGAAGAUGGUAUCCUCCAUUAAAGAGGAUUUUUUGUUUUUUGUUUUGAACCUGCUCGAUCUAUUAAUUGUUUGAAUUUCUUGCUUCGGUUGUUGAUGGCUAUUGGAUGACCAGGACAAAUUUUUGUUGCACUUAGCAAGACAAAUAGUAUAAAAUCCAUGUUUGCAUUUUGCAAGUGUCUUUUAUGUUCACACAAUUCUCAUUAUCUCCCGAAAUCAGUUGAUUCAUCGAGCUCGAAAUCACUAACAAUAUCAUCAUCACCGCGGGAAUUUCCAGCAAUUAAUACAGAUUCCAAGUUGGUUCCAUAGUCGUGGUUCUUGUUUCUCCUCAUAUUUUGUCUCAUAGUUGAAUUCACUUAAAAAGAGAUUUAAACAACAUAAACGUUAUGGUGUGAAUGUGAUCUGAUUUCAAAGGGUAACACGAGAAAAAUCCCUAAACAGAGUAAUUGCAGUAAAUGGAGUUAAUUAGAGAGUAUCCCACAGAGUAAUUGCAACGGAAAAGGGAAAGAAGGCAGUAGUAUCCUCUAUUAAUUAUAAAAAUUAAAUGAUUCAAUCUUUUUGGUCAAAACUGCUCCCCUCUGUAUUUCUAUAAAAGAAGGAAUGGAUUCUCCCACUUCGUUACCAUCAAAGGAAAAAUUAAACAACUCCCAAAUUAGCAACACACAUAAAUUACCCUCAAGAAGAUUUCAGAAUCGUUAUCUCCAGAAUGAAGACGAUGAUCGGAGUGAUCGUGAUGUUGGUCGUUUUGGGUUCGACGAUCAAUCAAGCAGUACUGGCGGACUACGCAUCGUGUUUCAAGAAGUGCGAUGGCAGCUGCAGUUUGGGCAGCGAAAGAUUGUGCAACGUCUACUGUUCGAAAAUGUGUCGUGGCCAGAGUGAGCUAAAGAAGCCCGAAAAUCUGGCAACGAAUAGCGAUUCUAAGUUGAUUUCGUAGUCGCGCGAUACUACUGAUUCUAAGUUCGAUGUAUUAUGUCCUCGCAACAAAAUUAUGCGGUGUAUUGAACAAUCAAUAUAUAGUUUGAGUCACUCUUUUUGAGGUGUUUCGCAACUUGUUUAUCUAUAUGAAUGAACAAUCAGUAUUUAC
Molecule: messenger RNA, 2669 nt
Organism: Linum trigynum
Lineage: Eukaryota; Viridiplantae; Streptophyta; Magnoliopsida; Malpighiales; Linaceae
Source: the annotation of a GenBank genome assembly